AUGGCGCACGCUCAAAUCUCAGUCACACCAUACGGCGGUACGGAUGCCGAAGAUUUCGCCCAAUUCGAACAACUCUUCAACGGAUUCAUCGGAGUUGCAGGUGUCGCACCACUCCAGCAAGCGAACUUUCUUCAACUCCAUUUGCGAGAUCACGCACUUCGGUUUUACCAAACGUUACCAGCCGCAACCAGAGAAAACGUAGCGAAUAGUCUGACAGCAUUGCGAGACCAUUUCAGUAAUCCUCAACUUCAAGAAGUUCAUGUCUUGAAGCUUGAACAAACUAAAUUUGAUUUAAAGAAGGAUACGCCGGAGAAUUUCUUGGUGACGUUACAGAAAAAAGCGGAGAAAGCAUACCCAACGCCUGAAAUUGCAAUUCCUAACCCAAUUGAUGCAGGAGCAGCGGAUGCAGCUCUCGAAGCAGCACGACAUGCUCGAGAAACUGCCCAACGCGACGAAAGAUUAGACGCAGUCAGAGAAAAUCGGGAUGAACAGCGCAACAAUCAUCCAAACAACAACAACAACAACAACAACAACAACAACAGCAGCAGCAUCAGCAGAAUCGACCGCGAAAUGACUAUAACCGUGGUUUCCAACGAGGAUUUCGCGGAGGAGGCAGAGGUUAUCAGCAGAGACAAUCUUACCAACCCUACCCUGACCAUUCAACCGAAUUCUUCCCAGGAAACCAGUCAAACCAGGGGAAUCAAAAUUAUAGAGGACAAUACCCUCACCAGAGCAAUUUCAGAUCUGGAUAUCGAGGAAGAGGUGGACGUUACCGAAACCCUUACAAUAAUUUCCGAGGAAACCAACAGCAACAGUUCCAACCAUUCUUCCCAAAUCAGAACUACCAAUUUCCGCAACCAAAUAACUAUCAACAACAGUCAGUCCAACAACAAGCACAAAAUGUUGAUAUACAAAACCCAGCCAUGCCAUACAUGCCAGUCAUCCAAGCAACUGCAGUAUUCUGUGAGAACUGCGGAUACCCUAACCAUACAGCCAGUCAAUGUCACUUUCGACAAAAACCUCAAGGAAGGGGACAAUCUUUCCCAUUCCAACAGCAGCCAAAAAACCUCUAAAGCCACCGAGUCAAGAGUCAAGUAA
Symsagittifera roscoffensis is the source of this 1098-nucleotide messenger RNA. Its product is annotated as probable serine/threonine-protein kinase DDB_G0278509. The coding region runs from base 1 to 1098 and encodes 365 amino acids. The record is from RefSeq and is a predicted model, not a curated record. NCBI's taxonomy places the organism in Eukaryota, Metazoa, Xenacoelomorpha, Acoela, Convolutidae. The transcript is spliced from 2 exons.